Messenger RNA from Rhododendron vialii, 1367 nucleotides. RefSeq names its product cytochrome P450 CYP82D47-like. Lineage: Eukaryota; Viridiplantae; Streptophyta; Magnoliopsida; Ericales; Ericaceae. Gene Ontology annotation, biological process: defense response to other organism. The record is from RefSeq and is a predicted model, not a curated record. The transcript is spliced from 4 exons. Gene Ontology annotation, molecular function: monooxygenase activity; iron ion binding; heme binding. Bases 1 to 1209 code for a protein of 402 amino acids.
AUGGAUUUGGAAGAUAACGGCCCCCAAAUGUUUCUAGAGACGCAAAAUCCAAGCGAGGUCGAGAUGGAAAAGAACCACACGGAGGAGAUUUUUAGCUUCUUUCCUUUCUUUUCACGUAAAUGCAUCUGUGAUGGAUUGAUUUUUAUCCUCUCUAGUACUUAUUCUUUUCACAGGGGUGUCAUGGUGGAGAUGAAGCGGUGGUUUUCUGACCAGACCAUGAAUGUGGUCGUCAGAAUGGUCGUAGGAAAGAGGUAUUUCGGUGUUGCUACUGACGGCGAUGAGAAGGAGGGGCGGCGAUGCCAGAAGGCGCUGAGGGACUUCUUUUACUUUCUGGGACUAUUUCUGGCGCCCGACGCCAUUCCCUUUUUGCGGUGGUUAGACUUGGGCGGACACGAGAAGGCCAUGAAAGAAACUUUCAAGGAAGCGGAUAAUUUGUUUUCCCGGUGGUUAGACGAACAUCGACAGAGGAGAGAAUCGGGACAGAGUUGUAAGGGGGAUCAAGACUUUAUGGACGUGAUGCUUUCAACUCUGGAAGGGACUGAUCUUGCUGGUUACGAUGCAGACACCAUCAACAAAUCCACAUGCUUGAAUAUCAUUGGCGGGGGAGCCGACACCACUUCCAUAAUGUUGACAUGGGCACUCUCACUCCUGUUGAACAACCGCCACGUGUUAAAGAAGGCACAAGACGAGCUUGAUCUCCACGUUGGCAAGGAAAGACAAGUGGACGAAUCAGAUGUCAACAAACUUUUCUAUCUCCAAGCCAUAGUCAAAGAAACGCUACGCUUAUACCCAGCGGGUCCACUAUCAGGCCCGAGAGAAUUGACAGAAGAUUGCACAAUAAGGGGCUACCAUAUCCCCAAAGGCACGCGGUUGAUUCCAAACUUGUGGAAAAUCCAGAGGGACCCGAUGAAAUGGGCUGAUCCGCUGGUGUUUCGGCCUGAGAGGUUCCUUGUGGCGCAAAAGGAUGUCGAUGUGAAGGGACAACAUUAUGAGCUGAUUCCGUUUGGAGCAGGUAGAAGAGCUUGCCCGGGGAUCGCGUUUGCUCUCCAGAUGUUGCACUUAGUGCUGGCUAGGUUACUCCACGAGUUUGAGCUUUCGACACCAGACGAUGCGCUAGUUGACAUGACCGAGAGCGCUGGAUUAACAAAUGCUAAAGCCACUCCACUUCAAGUUCUUAUUACUCCUCGUUUAGCUCCGACUCUUCAAUAAUAGUUAGAGUAUGAACAGAAUCACAAGAUUAUGUGAGGAAAGUCGCAAUACGGUGAUAUGUAUCUCAUGGAUGGUUGCAUAUUUCUGAUAUUCGUUGCACCUUGAAUAGUUUCUCUGUAAAUUGUACUUUUUUCUAGUAAUUAAGGAGUAUAUUUGGU